This is a messenger RNA of Balaenoptera ricei (Rice's whale), 2148 nucleotides long. RefSeq names its product ATP synthase mitochondrial F1 complex assembly factor 1 (gene ATPAF1). The coding region runs from base 59 to 1108 and encodes 349 amino acids. NCBI's taxonomy places the organism in Eukaryota, Metazoa, Chordata, Mammalia, Artiodactyla, Balaenopteridae. Gene Ontology annotation, biological process: mitochondrial proton-transporting ATP synthase complex assembly. The transcript is spliced from 10 exons. Gene Ontology annotation, cellular component: mitochondrion. The record is from RefSeq and is a predicted model, not a curated record.
AACCUUCAGCGCGCGGAACCUCGCUGCUGGAGCGCGGGCGCGGAGGACCCGGAGGGCGAUGGAGUGGGCGCGCGGGCCGCGGGCCGAGGCCGACGCGCCUGGGGAGGAGGAGGAGGAGGCGGGGGCGGUCAUGGCUGCUGUGGUGGCGGCAGCGGGUGGCGCGGGCCCGGCCGUCCUGCAGGUGGCCGGCAUCUACCGCGGCCUGUGCGCGGUGCGCAGCCGCGCCCUGGGCCUGGGGCUCGUGUCACCCGCGCAGCUGCGCGUGUUCCCGGUGCGCCCCGGCUCGGGCCGGCCCGCGGGGGGCGCCGAAGGCAGUGGUGUCGGGAAUGAGAUCGAGGCCAACCCCUUCUACGACCGCUACCGCGACAAGAUCCAGCAGCUGCGCAGGUCUGACCCAACUGCUUUUGAGUCCCGACUGGAGAAGUGCAGUGAGUUUCGGAAGCAGCCAGUGGGGCACUCCAAGCAAGGUGACUUUAUCAAAUGUGUGGAACAGAAGACAGACACAUUGGGGAAACAGCGUACGAGCAGAGGAUUCACCAAGGACAAGACUCUCAGUUCAAUCUUUAACAUUGAGAUGGUGAAAGACAAAACUGCAGAAGAAAUAAAACAGAUUUGGCAGCAGUAUUUUGCAGCAAAAGAUACAGUCUACGCAGUUAUUCCUAAAGAGAAGUUUGAUUUGAUCUGGAACCGGGCUCAGUCCUGUCCAACAUUUCUGUGUGCACUACCAAGAAGGGAAGGUUAUGAGUUUUUUGUCGGGCAGUGGACAGGUACUGAACUCCACUUCACUGCACUUAUAAAUAUUCAGACCCGAGGGGAAGCUGCAGCCAGCCAGCUGAUUUUAUAUCACUACCCUGAACUUAAGGAAGAAAAGGGCAUAGUGCUGAUGACAGCAGAAAUGGAUUCCACGUUUCUGAAUGUUGCUGAGGCACAGUGCAUUGCCAACCAAGUUCAGCUCUUCUAUGCCACUGAUCGAAGAGAAACCUACGGAUUAGUGGAGACCUUUAACUUCAGACCAAAUGAGUUCAAAUAUAUGUCUGUCAUCGCUGAAUUGGAACAAAGCGGACUUGGAGCAGAACUGAAAUGUUCUCAGAACCAGGAUAAGACUUAGAGCUGUAAGAUGGACCCAGGCUUUAGCCAUAGUACCUUUCAUAACACCUCCACCAGAAGGUGAGAAAAUGAUGGGGAAAGAAGUCAGAACUGGCUGCUCAUUUUAUUGUUCCUCCCAGUUUGCCCUGAAUCCCCCACUCGCCAAAGAAGGAUGUAUCCAUGGCCAGUUACAUCGGACAUGAUCAGAGUACCAUCUGGCUGUUCUUUAUAUUUACCUAGCAAGAUCUGGCAAAGGACUAAAAGAAAAUUGUUACGUUAAUCAGUCCCCUGGUACAACAUGGUGUUAUGGAAAGUGGACAGGCUUUACGGUUAAGUGAAUCUAGAUUCAGUGUUGGGAUUCAUUUGCUCCAAAUGUUGAACAAAUUAUUUAAGCUCUCUAAUUCUGUUUCUUUAUCUGUAAAAUGAGAGUAAUAAUAUCUACCUCACAGGAUUAUUGUGAGAAUUAAAUUAACUUAUAUAGAGACUAUAUAGAGCUUAAUAAAUGUCAACUCCCUUCUUCCUCCCUUCUUGCCCUACCUCUCACCGAAGGCCAACACAAAUUAGCAUUUCAGAUGUGCAGAUCAUUCUUCAUUCCAGUUUCAUAAGCAAACCUUAUCUCACAGGUUCUCAAACUUUAAGUUGUAGUGGAAUUACCUAGAGCACUUUAGAAUGCAGACUCCCAGGUCCCAAAGCCCAACCUGCUGAAGUGCUGGGAAUCUGCAUUUUAAUAUGUGCUCCAGAUGAUUCUGAUGUAGAUAAUUAGCCAGCCACACUCUGAGGACCACUACCUUAUCUGUUCUUCACAAAAAAUACCCAUUAGCCAGGUCUCUCAUUCCUGUGGACAUGAACCGUAGAAUCCGGUGCCUCUGCUCUUUGCCUCCUGUAGGGGUCCCCUCGGCAUACGCUACAUUAUAUUUACUCAUGUAUGUAUCUUUCCCCCAGACUGUGAGCUCCUUGAGGGCCAGGGUUUAUCUCCAUUCUCAGCACCAAGGACAUGGUCUGGAACAGAGAAGAUAUUCAGGUUUUUGUUGAAUAAAUAAAUGACAUGGAUUUUAGCCAAAA